AGAACGCCGGCGCAAAGAUGGUCUCCUCCAAGUACGAGAAAGUGAUCCUAGCAUGCAUCGCAGUGUGCUGCCUUAUUCAACUGGCUCGAUGCGAACAGCUGAACCAAAACCAAGAUGUGGCAGAAGGCAGAACCUUCGGCCAUCACUUCCUGAAGCGGAUAAGCUUCGCCAUCAUUCCCACGGCGUUCGUCGUCGGUGUCAUCACCACCCUGCUGUCUGCACUGACAGUAGUCUCGAUGAAAGGUUUAGGCGUUGGGAUCAUUCUGCUAGUGCUUGCCGUUUCGCAAAUCAUAGCAAGAACCGUCCCAGCGACCAUCCAACCUCCACCGAUCGCCUACACCGCCCCAGCACCCGGUCCGAUUCCGAUUGUCUACCACAAGGACUGGUAAAACCGCACCAAUCAGCAACCCUGCUAGUCAUAAGUUAAUUUAUUUUUUAAUUUAUUGUAAUUUUAUUCAUUUUCUCA
Molecule: messenger RNA, 466 nt
Organism: Topomyia yanbarensis
Lineage: Eukaryota; Metazoa; Arthropoda; Insecta; Diptera; Culicidae
Gene: apn
Product: protein apnoia
Exons: 3
Coding region: 18-389 (123 amino acids)
Source: RefSeq, a predicted model, not a curated record